Molecule: messenger RNA, 2771 nt
Organism: Boleophthalmus pectinirostris (great blue-spotted mudskipper)
Lineage: Eukaryota; Metazoa; Chordata; Actinopteri; Gobiiformes; Gobiidae
Product: hepatitis A virus cellular receptor 1 homolog
Exons: 6
Coding region: 1053-1670 (205 amino acids)
Source: RefSeq, a predicted model, not a curated record
AGGAUGUCUCCCUUUUUGGUGUUUGCUUUUGUUCAACAGUAAACAGUUUCUAACAUUGUUACUGCAGCAUCUCAGGUGCAAUAUGGGCGAGGAUUUGUGAUUAUGCGUGCAACAGUGGCAGCUGAGGGUCCAAAAUGAGGACAAAAUGUAAAAAAUGAGGACGCAUAACAGAGGUCCGGACAGAAGGCUCUAAAACCGGACUGUUCAGCUGAAAUCCGGACAAAUGGUCACCCUAACUGACGCCAACGUCCUGUCCCCCUCCACCAGGACUAAACACAAGAACCUGGGAGGACAGGGCCUUCUCACCCUUUGGAACUCCCUCCCCAAACACAUCAGAGACUCACCCACACUCCACAUGUUUGAAAAAGCCCUGAAAACCCAUCUCUUUAAAAGCACCUUUAAUUAACUGUCUUUUUCUCUUGUUUGCCUUUGUGUGUCUCUUCAUGUAAAGCUUCUUUGAGUAUCUUAAAAAGUGCUAUUCAAGUGCUAUAUAUCAUUAUUACUAUUAUUAUGUUUAAACAACAAACAACAUCGUACAAAAGCACAGCUACAGUUUAAAAACACAAUUUGGCUUCUCUGCAGCCAGAUAUUCAUAAAAAAGAUAUGAAUGAUUAGCAUUACAGGUCAAAUAUGGACUAAAAUAAAAGGAACAUUAGAAAUCUGUCAAAUAAAAAAGAACAGGGGAAUAAAAGGAUCCAGUAAUUUAAAACAUUAUGACAUUUGUCUUUCAACUGUUUAUUUCUGCAGCGUUUUGGGUUAAAGAGGAAGUGAGUGACAGGAACUGAAAGCGUUGGACUCGAGACCCUGUGGUUUUCAUGAGAAAAGCAUAAAUGCAAUGGAGGAGAGUGAUGUGUUACACAGGAGUGAAGAGUAAGGACUGCGCCACAUCCAAACCAGGACCAGGUCUAAACUACAUCUAGACCAGGACUAAACCAGGACUAGAGCAGGUCUAAAGCAGGUCAAGACCAGGACUUGUGUGAGCACUGACGGAGGCGGGGGUUCUCUGAAUGCGACAAGUUUAAAGCUGCAAAUCUGAAACUCACCACAAGAAAAUGAACUACUACAGCCUGCUUCUACUGUCAGUGUGUGCAGGUGCAUCUGUGGUGGUGGACUUGGGUGAGAACAUCACUCUGAACUGCUCCUACUCAGUCUCUUACUACGGACGUCUGAACAGCUGCUGGUCCAGAGGAGUGCUGCCUAGUUAUGGGAUGUGUGGAGUAAAGACCAUCAUCUCCUCCAAUAGAAGCGGUGUUAUAAAGUCGGUCUCCCAGAGGUACGUCCUGGGAGAACAUCUGGACAAAGGAGACGUGUCCUUGACAAUCCUAAACGUGACGAGGGAGGACGCGGGGACAUAUGGCUGCAGAGUGGACAUUCCCUGGAUAAGUGAUCAGAAACAUCACUUUACUCUUAAGAUACGACAAGAUCGGACCUCGGCUUCUCCUCUGCACACGACCACCGCCUCAGACCAUGUGACCUUCUCGGACCUUGUGACCCCCUCAGACCAUGUGACCCGCGUGGAGCCGAUCUGGACUUCCCCUGGACCCAGACUUGAAGAAGCAAAGACAUCCACUGUGCUCCUGGUAUCGCUGCUCCUCCCUCUGCUCUUCAUCAUCACAGCAACCAUCCUCAUCAUCACAGUGAGGAAAUGGCGUCUCUUUCAGAAAAUGUAAGUUCCUUUUUCUUUUUGCUGACAUUCUUUUUUCUGACUCUGCUCUUUUAUUUUUUUUAAUAAAUUUGACUUUUGGUGGUUUGGGGUCUUCUUCUCAUGACUCAGAUCUGAAGAACAUUUUAUCGCUCAGUUUGAGAGAUGUUUGAUAAUUUCCACUGCUUCUGGUAAAAAGCUUUAAUCAGUUGGAACACCCUGGUAUCUCGUGGCAGAGUGGUUAGACCAGACUGCUUGUUUUAAAUGUCGUGGUUUUUCGUCGGCCUUUGUGCUCUUGUGCAAACUGAAACCACAGACGCCUUGAGAUCUGAACAGGUAGCCUGAGACCUUCACAGAGCACAGAGACUCAAAACCGUGUGAGACUUUACUGACAAUACUGAGUCAGACGUAAACCGACCAUCUUUCCUUAAAGCAGACCUGUUGUGCUUGUGUCUGCUAUAUAAUUAUAAUCUAUGACACCAUUAUGUUAAAAUUUUGACAUUUUAAAUCACAAUAUUGAUCUAAAACAAUUAAAAAACAAAACAAAACAAAAAAACAGAAAUAAAACAGUGGUGCCUAAUGGGAGCUGAUGUCAUCGUAAAUGAAGUCACACAAAAGCACCGCAUGCUGUCAACUUCUCCUUUGGAUAGCUGCAGAUCACACUAGUAUCAGACUUUUUUUCAUUUGUACCAAAAUAACUUCAUAGUGCUGCCAAAUCCUACGCGGAUCACAAAUUAAAAAAAUAAAACUGGAAAAUAAAUUGGUGAAAAUGUGGGGGUAGAUUGGUGCUUCUAUCUUCUAUCUUAAAUACAGGAGAGUAAAGAUUACUCAAACAUGCACAAAUCACAAAAAAUAGAAAGUACAUGAGAAGAGAAUAAUUAUAACAAGCUCUAAAAAGCCAAUUUACAGACAAAUACAGGGUUCCCACUCUUUUACACUGACAAAAUUUCACUUUUUCAUGACCUGAAGUGAAUUUUCCAUGACUUUACGGCACCUACAUGUGUAGAAUUGAUCAGGCUUUUAGAGGUAAAUAUGAAAUGUUAACCCUUUCCACUCACCUUAUGGUUUGGUAUUAUAGUUUUUUAACAUUCAAAAUACUGUGCAUUUAUUGUCAUCUCUUUUAAACAAA